Messenger RNA from Macrosteles quadrilineatus (aster leafhopper), 1285 nucleotides. RefSeq lists its product as uncharacterized. Bases 284 to 1222 code for a protein of 312 amino acids. The record is from RefSeq and is a predicted model, not a curated record. The transcript has 2 exons. Lineage: Eukaryota; Metazoa; Arthropoda; Insecta; Hemiptera; Cicadellidae.
UGCUCUACCUUUAAGCCCAACAAAAGGAAGUAUUCACAGCUCUUCUUCAUUAAAUAGCAGAUCCAAAACUAGCUAUCAAGUUCCUCCUAAUUCAUUAUCAUCUUUUAAUGUUCGUGGAAAUGAAGAAAACUAUAAAAGGAACAACGGGGAACAGAAGAGAUUAACUCAUAAACUUCGUUCACAAACCAAAGAUCCAAAACCAGCACGAAUUACAAGUGAGUUACAUCACAGUGAGUUAGAGGAAAGCAACAUAAAGAAUCAUCCGGAUGUAACUGAAUUCAGCAUGUUUUACGAGCAGCAAAAAUUAGUAGAGAAGAAAACACAGAGCUUCGAGAAGAAUUCGGCGACUGUAAUUUUCAAGUCAGAUGCCAAAGUUGUUUCUAGUACAUCAGUUGUCAAACAAGAUGCUCACACAAAUACUAGUCCAGUUCUGCAGAACGAUCGAUCCAACAUAACGUUUACCCGUAACUCAUCGAUUAUUAGUAUGAAAACAAACAAACCAGAAGAAGAACAGCCUCAAAUGCUAUCAAGGAAAACAUUAGACGUCCAAAAAAUGCCUUCGGUCAAUAUAAGACCAGGAUUCACAAUUCAACAUGGACCUAAAAUCAACAUUGUCGGUUCAAGUGUAAGUUCACACAAACUGAAGAGGAAAAAUACAGAGUUUUUCGACGUGGUUUAUCCUCCAAGUAGUCCUGUUUUUAGCGAGUCGUCGUUUAUUUCAGAUCAGGGAAGACAAAACAAACAAACAGAGUACAUAUGUGAUAGACAUUCAUUCCCUAGUGGCCGUCUGGUUCCCGGUACAUCAAGUGAAAAUUUGAGAGAAAAUCAUCCAAGUAAUUUAGAUGAAAAGAGAGAAGUUUUAAUAGAAUUGAUUAAAUCGGUGACAGAAAAAGUGGAGAAACAGCCAAGUCGAGGGAAUAAAAGCUGCUGUCGUCUAAUUUGUUCUCUGCCUCUUCUUGCUUCAGUUGUGAGAAAAAUCCAAGUGGAUUGUGUGAAAUGUGUGGACUUGCUGAACAGUCAUUUAGACAGACUUUUAGUGUUGAUGAAAGAAGAACUGCGAGGUAACAGGGAGAUCUCAGACAACCAUUGUUGCCAGUUAGACGAGACAGUUCAUUACCAGAUUGUGGAGCUGGAGUUGAUUCAGGAGGAGAACAAGAAGAGGCAAACAGCGCCUGUAAAUGUCGUGAGGCACAAAGAUGAGAAUUGUCAUGGAAACACCUGAUUUAGUUAAUCUAUUUCACUGACUGGCUUAUAAUAACGUACAUUUUUAUACUGUAAAAGUCAA